Mobula hypostoma (lesser devil ray) is the source of this 9893-nucleotide messenger RNA. Its product is annotated as cilia- and flagella-associated protein 47-like. Gene Ontology annotation, cellular component: cilium. Gene Ontology annotation, molecular function: protein binding. Gene Ontology annotation, biological process: cilium assembly; sperm axoneme assembly. The transcript is spliced from 64 exons. NCBI's taxonomy places the organism in Eukaryota, Metazoa, Chordata, Chondrichthyes, Myliobatiformes, Myliobatidae. The coding region runs from base 13 to 9498 and encodes 3161 amino acids. The record is from RefSeq and is a predicted model, not a curated record.
UUGACCGCACAGAUGGAUAUUGCAGGCGUGAGAAUUUCGCAUUCUGAAGUGAUUUUCACUGCCACGGAACCUGGAAAAAUCUACCGUGCAACCCUCACCGUACAAAACAUCAGCAGCGUCUCCAAACAGGUGUUCAUCGUGCCACUGAAGAAAAAGUUAUUUAGAUUAGAUGUGAAGAACAGUAACAAAAAAAUUGCUUCUGGAGUACGAAUCUCAGCAAGUAUAGAGUAUUCUACAGAAAGAGAAGAGAAUGCAACAGAUGUAUGCACUAUAAGAAUAGAUGAUGAUGUUAUAACAGUCCCACUACGUGCGUUUACUUCUGUCUGUGAUCUUAGUAUUGAGCCAGAAGUUGAUUUUGGCACUGUUCUUGCCAAUAAUAAAAUUAUUUUCAAGGACCUACGCGUUGCAAAUCAUGGAUCUCUCUCAGGUCUCUUUGCAAUUAAUAGUCCAAAAAAUCCAUUCUUGACUAUUAUGCCGAGGAAUGGAAGGGUUCAAGCAAAAGCAGAAUUUUUGAUCAAAGUUGAACUGGUGACCCAACAGCCAAUGGUUCUUGAUGAAAUGGUCACGGUGAAGUUUGAAGGUGGUAGAGAAACGACUGUGAAAAUUAAGGGAAACAUUGUUCAGCCAGUUUUGGAACUUCUUGAUUUUUCCAGCCAGAAGCUUGAAUGUAUUCAUUUUGGCAGUACCUACUAUGGAACCUCAAAGCAGGAGCAAGUUAUUCUGUAUAACAACAGCCCCGAACCUAUUGACUGGGUGACUGUGAUGAAAAAUGACGCUGCCGGAUCUGAAGUGGGUACAGAUCUAUCCCUGAGUUCAGAGGCAGUUUUGGCAGAUAAAGCGACAACAGAAUCCAGACUAACGGCUUGUACUUCUGCAUUGAUUACAUGUCGACCUUGCCAAGGAAUUCUAAACCCUUAUAACAAAAUCAUUGUUACUCUGUGCUUCACCCCCGAGGAUUUUGCUUCUACAAAAUUUCACAAAAGAGAGGAUGAAAUACCAAAAUUCAGAGAGUAUGCUCUUUAUGUGAGAUUUGAAACUGGGCACAGCUGUGGUGUUUUUAUGCAGGAGUCAUUCAAUGGAACCAGUGAGAGAAAAGGUCAACGGCAAAUUGAGUUAGCACUUACUGGAAUAGGGGUCCCUGUGAGCUUAACCAUCAGUCCAGUGACUAACUUUGAUUUCAAGGGAUGUCUUCUUGGUGAAAAAGUGAACGUUAACAGCACUCUUCGAAAUGACUCACUUUUACUUCCACUCACCUUCCAGUUUCGUAAGAUAGCCCAUUUUCGAGUUACUCCUGCAAAGGGAGACCUUAAGCCUGGGCAGUCAAUGGAAGUUGUAAUCUGUUUUGCUGCACACCAGCUUGGCAGUUUUAAAGUAAAUCAAGUGAUAGACUUUUUUGGUUUAGUCGUACUUCCUGACAAUCCAGUAGAAUUGAAGAUGGAAUCAUUUCAUCAGAUAAAGAUCACUUUCACAGGUGUGUGCAAAUCUCCCAUGAAGAAACCAGAUGGAAAGUGUAUUCCUGGCAUAACUCCUGCUGUAACCAAAGAAACUGGACUAUUGGCUGAGAAGAAAACUGAUGAAAUCAACAGCAAUAAGCAUUUAUCUCCUGUUAUGCUGUCUACUGGGCAUCAAGGCAUUUCUUAUAGUAAGAUUAAAAAUAAAAAUUUUGAAAACAAAACGGCCUUAUCUAUUUCUGAUGGAAGCAUUCAAAGGAGUGGACUUCGUUGUAAAUCUGAAAAAUACAUCUCCUCAGAAAUGAAACACUGCACCUGGGUGGAUCCUGAAUACACUCAUAACGAAGAGGAGGUAGCAGCAAUAAAAGCACGGAAGAAGUAUUUUGAGCAAUACAUUCAAGGUCUAAGAAUAGGUCGGUUCCAAAAACAGGAUCGCAGAGAAUUUGAAGAGUUUAAUAAUGCAGUGGAUAUUGGCAUGAGACCAGCUGAAGGACUGUCUUCUCCAAAACUUUCAGUCAAAGACAUAAUUUAUGAUAAACCGGUGUUGAGUACAUGUUUUGUGGUACAACCUAUCGGAACGCACAAGCAGGAAGAGUUUGAAGUACCAUCAAAUCCUGUAAAAGAUAGUCUUAAUGCUGUCCCAGCUACCCUUCAAGAAGAGAAGGAUUGCAGUUUGACACUGACUCCUCAACAGCUCCACCAAAUAUUUAUUGGCCCAUCAAACAUCGACUUUGGAGAAGUAUGUUUACAUUCAUCCUCAACCCAGAAUUUGACUAUUGUGAACAACUUAACUACACACAUUUUAGUUGAAAUGGAUACAUGUUGUACAGAGCUGCUUGAAUCUAGUCCGUUGUCUCAGGUGAUCCCACCCAUAUCUACGAUUUACGUACCAAUGGUAUUUGAAAGUAAAAGAAUUGGAACUUUUCAGAAAUCAAUCACCUACACAAUAAAUAACAUCCAUACUGGCCUGUUAUUAGUAAAGGCAAACGUGGUUUAUGCCGCUCUUGAGUUGUCAACCAGAAAGUUGGUUUUAACCCCAAACUAUGGACUUCUGGGUGAAUCGGGUUUCAGGACAACAAUGCGACUCUAUAACAGGAGAAACAACCCUGUUCAAUUCAGCUGGUGUCCAGUAGUCGAAGAAAAAGGAAUGGCAUUCUUCAUCCGACCUGAUGGAGGCAUUGUAGAUGCAUUCAGUGAUUUAGAAUGCGAAGUAGUCUGGCAUGCAUCGUUCUUCUCCCCUGAGGAAGGUGAAUUUGAUCUUAUUGUGCAUGAUGGGAACAAGGUCAGAUUGAAAUGUAUUGCUAAGCUUGGUCGGGUUAAUGUUCGCUUUGUUGAGAACCGUGUGCUUUUUAAUUCUGCUGCUUUGAACUUAAGUGCUAUGAAGACAGCCAUCAUCAAAAAUUAUGGACAAAACCAUGCAUACUUUAAGGUCGAAAAUGUGAAUCCUGUGCCUGGGAUGACAGUAAUUCCUACUCAUGGCAUCAUACCUGUUGGAGGUUUUGUGUGUUUCAAAAUUUUCUUCCACCCAACUACAAUAUUCAAGUUUGAUACCAGACUAAGGGUAGACAUUCGCAAUUCAAAUGUGUUGAAACUACGGGUUGGAGGAUCAGUGGUACAACCAAAGGCUGAAAUUGAUCUGAAAUAUUGUGUAUUCUCUGGCAUCUACUGUGGUUCGUCUUCAAUGAUUCCAUUCACUUUAUCGAACUUAACAGAAUCACCCAUCAAGCUUGAAUUUGACUUUUCUAAGUACAAAGAUUUCUCACUGAAGUUUGAAGUAACUGAAGAUGCGUUUCAAGAUCCAUUGAAUCCUCAACUCUUUGUUGUGAAUCUAAGAGGAAAGGAAAGUACAAGGUGUGAAUUAUUCUUCAAACCUACAGAUGUAGCAGCCUAUGAUUUUAAUCUGCCAAUCAACAUUAAUGGCAAUAUAUCACCAUCUCCUCCUCCAAGUUCUAUGCCACCUGAUCCUUAUGAUGAUACGUCUACAGAUUCUUCUUCAGGGCAACUUCAAAGUGCUCCUACACCAUCUUGCAGAGUGAAAGCUACAGCACUUCAUCCACCAAUUGAACUUUCAACUACAAAGGUGGAAUUCUCCCUAAUGACAGGAUACAAUGAUUUAGGUGUUAUUGCAGCAGAAUCUUUUAUAAAGAAAAUUGAAAUACUGAAUACUUCGAGUAAAGAGGUAAAAUGGAUUUUCGAUUUAAACAGUCAACAAAACAAAGCUCUCAAUGAGGGUAUUUUCAGAAUCUAUGACUUUAAUGGGAGUCUUCAACCCAGCCAAAGACACUGCAUUACAGUUGGCUUUUGCCCACGUUGCCCAGGCAAUUAUGAGGCUGAAAUACCCAUGUUUAUUAAUGAGGAUAAGAGCAUCCCUUAUCGAGUAAUUUCUGUGAAUGGUAUCAUACAUAUCCCUAAAAUGAUUAUAGAUCCCCACUUUGUGAACCUGAACCCAGUUCCUCUAAACAGGGAGACUUCAGCAACAGUCCAAAUUACUUGUUUAAACUAUUUAAGUGACUGCAAGAUCCAAGCUGAAAUUCCAGAAGUGGAAACUAAAGAUGGGAACUGGUUAAAGCCCAUAUCCUGUGAGUUCCCUGAAGGCUCAACUUUGCUGUAUGAAAGUGGAACAAAGAAAAGUUUAACUUGCUGCAUCACCUUCUCUUCAUUCGUCCCAAUUUCGAUAAAUAUGGAUAUUAUUUUCAUUGAUCAGGAAAAGCAAAGGGUCAAGCUUUCAGUCUCUGCAUCUGCGGAUAAUUGUCUGUUGACUUUGUAUAGAUACCUAGCUCUUCACCAAGCAGACCAACAAAUUGUCCUCAAAACUGAAGAUAAUUCAAACAAUCAUCAAAGCACUGGAAAAGUUAUUCUUCAACCACAUUAUACCCCUGGAGUUUCCUUACAAAGUUCAUCUACAGUCAAAGUACUUUCUGUUACAAGUUCUUAUUCUGAAGAAUCUUCAUCAGAUACCAUUGGAAGUGGAGAUUCCAAGUUAGAAAUGACGAGUCCAGAAGAUGAUGUUGAUGGUUUAGACAGAAAGAACAAUUUAAAGGAACUAAUGUUUUCUAGUAAAGAUGUAUUCUGCCAGAAGGUUCUAACUGCUGUUCAGAUCUGGUUCAGUCUCUUCGGUUGGCCAAAUGGAAUGCAUCCUAUUUCAGUUCCAGAGUCACUGAGAAGCCAAAAGCCAUGUGGUAAAGGAAACAAAACAAUUUAUGAUUUAUUAAACCAUUUGAGUGGCCAGCAGUUGCUUGGACUGACAGCAAGCCGGUCAUUGCCUAGUCACCCUAUGGAAUGUAUGUUGCAGCUGCAUUGGCAAUAUUCAAUACUUCUCAUUUUCCUAAGAGCUCAAGGAGCUUGCCUUGCUCACGUGAAACCAGAGUUCUUAUUGGAGCCGGAACAGUUUAAACAAUGGUAUCAAUUACAGCAUUGUUUUCAGAACCCUGAAAGUGCUGACAUUUUUGAACUGGAUGAUAGCGUCUUUGAAUCAAUAAGCAAACGUUCAUGGUGCGAUGUGUUGCUUCAAAUUUACAAGGUUUUUGUUCUUUCUCGGUUGACACUGAAGGAUGUCAACAAUAUACUGGGCAGUCAAAGCAGCAUGGAAAACUUACCAAGAAUAAAUGCUGAUCCCCUUUCCAGCAAUAUAUAUUCCACUGGUGAGCGUGCCCUGUUGAUAUGGCUCAACUUUCACUAUGAAUCCAUGAAAAGUACUGUGUGGAAAUGCUGCAAGAAAGGUGGUGUCCCACCAAUACGCUGGAUAAUUAAUUUUGAUUUAGAUUUGUUGGAUGGUUUGGUGCUGGCAGCUGUCUUGGCUGCUUAUUGUCCUGAAGUGAUUCUGACUCAUCUGAUGUAUAUGUACACAUAUCCAGCUAGUCCUGAGCAAUGCCUCCAUAAUAGCCUGGUACUCCUCAAUGCAUUUAACGCUGUUGGCCUUGAUUUUGACAUACAGGCCACAGAUAUUUCAGAUCCAAAUCCUAUCAUGAUGCUUAUGCUGUGUGCUUACUUAUAUGAACGGCUUCCCAGCUACCUACCCAAGAUGACUGUUAAGUUUGUUGGUGAACUGCAUGCUACUAUUGUUAAAAAAAUUCGAUUGCAAAAUCCAAUCGACAAACGCGUGGUUUAUUUUGCAAUAAUAGUAGGAAAAGAUGCAGGAAGUUUCUCAUUGCCCAAUGGAAACAAAGUGUCAAUUUCAUCAAGGAGUUAUGUUGAUAUAAAUGUGGAAUUCACAAGCCAUUUCCUGAACCCAGAACGAGCUCUACUAAUUUUUGUAUCAAGAUUAAAGAAAGGAAUAGUGUGCUCAACAACAACAUUUUCACUAAUAUCACAAAUAAACAAGAUAAAUCCAACUGCCACUAUUAAAUGUGAAUCUCCAUGCUAUGAGCAGAAAAGCAUACAAUUGAGUAUUAUCAACCCAUUGAAUGUAAAGGGAGAUUUCAGGGUGAUUUUAAUGGAACAUCGGGAUUCUCUUUUUAAGACCGAGUACUUCGAAUGCCUUAUAGCCUUGUUUGCCAAAUUGAAGGUGCAAAGUCAAAAAAUGAAUGUAACAUUUAGUGAUUCCGCUGCUGAAUUUGAAAAUGGAAAAGAUAAUGAUUUUGAAAAUGGAAUGGACAAUCAAAGUGUGAAUCUAAAAGACACUUUACUGGAUAACUGGGUGUCAGAGUUCUUCACUAAAGUGGAAUCAUUGCAAUUGGAAGCACGUGGUUCCUCAGAUAUGGAAGUUAUUUAUCUUCCCUUUCGCACAGGGAAAUCCCACUGCACUAUUUACUUUGUCAAUGAGCAGGUCGGUGAAUUUGUGUACUGUCUCGAAGGAAUCGGUGGAAUACCAUUACCUUCCACAGGACUAGAAGUGUUUAGUUCUAGUGCAAUACGGAAUCAUUGCAUUGCUUCAGGCAAGAAGAAUGCAGCACAAGUUACUCUAUACUACAAAUGUAAUAACGCCUGUACCUUUGAUCAAUUACUAAAGAUCCCAUUGAUAAAUGAAGCCAGGGAAAAAGCUCUAGCAAUUGUAGGACAACAGCGGAUGUCACAAAUAGAAUACAAGCGCAGAAAGAUUGCCGGCACAUUGGAAAGCAGCACCGUCCGAGCUUCAGUUGCAAUUGCUGGCCUGAACCAUACUGAGACAAAAGCACUGUACUCCACUGUAAAAGAUUACAAAAGGCCAAAAAUUAUUAACUACAGUGUGGAGGUGUCCACGCCAAAACACUUUGAAAGUCCAAGUGAAAUAUCGCUUCCUAUUGCCAGAGUACACAGGAUAAAUUCCAAAUCACAUUUGAUGACUGGAAGUCUGAACUUGAUUAAAAUGGAUGAGGAAGAUUCAAUCUCUAUGCCAAUGAAAUUUGUAUCGAAAGGGCCAGGUCACUGUACUUGUCAGGUCCUAUUGAAGUCCCAAUGCGACGUCCGUUUAUACAAUAUCGUGUGCGUAGUAAAUUCUGAAGAAUACUUUGAGAGUGAGUUGGAAAUUGCUGCUUCUACCCACCAAUCUGUCACUAAAAACAUUCCUUUGCAAAAUGAGACGCAAGAAGAUUGGACAAUUCGAGCUGUUCUGGAAGGGAAGGACUUCUUCGGCCCAUCAAUGCUUCAUAUACGAGCUUGUGAAACAUCGAUGUACCCAUUAAUGUUCAAACCAGAUUUUGAAUGUGUAACCAGGGGUAAACUUGUCCUGGCAAACCUAACAGAUGGUACUGAGCGCAUCUUCAACCUCAAAGGGAUAGGCAAAAUGCCAGCAUCAAUGGAUCAUAUUGUGAUAGACUGCCAAGUAAAACAGAUUACAAAGAAGGUCAUAAUGGUUCCCAAUUACACUCAGACUAAGUUAACAUGUAAGGUUAUUUCAGACAUGUUAAUAGUGAGUGGAGAACCAUUUGUUACAUUAAAGGCCGGACAAACUGUUCCCUAUGAGAUCAAUGUUUUAUCAUGGAAGCGAGGAAACUUUACAGGUGUAAUUUCAUUUGUGGCUGAAGAUGAAACUCUUCAACAGGACCAGCUGCCUGACUGCAGUAGCUCAGUGGAAAAGCCUAGUGGUGAACAGUCAGUAACAAAUGUGACAUCAAUGACAUACGAAAUAACUGGAGAUACAAACUCUGCAAAGAAGAGUAAAUUAUAUAGAGUCUGGUUUUAUUUAGAGAUUAAUACUGUUCCAGCUCCACCUGAGCAGCGGCUUUGCGUAACCUGUGCUGUACAGGAUUCUAUUGAUGUGAAGAUUAUGAUAAGUAAUCCUGUUAAUGAACCUUUGGCACUUGACAUUAUGCUGAAUGGAGAUGGAAUUGCAGGAGACAAUUGUUUGGUACUUAAACCGAAAGAAGUUGCUGUCUAUGUGGCUAGAUUCACUCCAAGCAUUGUUGGUAAAAGUAUUGGAAGUGUUACUUUGUACUCGGCCCUCAUAGGAGAAUUUUGGUAUGAACUGGACCUUAUUGCAGUGCAGCCAACACCACUAACACUGCCAGAGCUCCAAAGCGAGCUGGGGAAAUGGGCUCGUCAGAUCAUCCCUCUCACUAAUUCUACCAUUGAAACUCUGAAAUUGGAAGUUGACAACAGUAACCCAGCAAAUUUUUCAGUAGAUAUUGAUCCUAGAAAGCCCAUAAUAGUGAAUCCUCAAUCUACAACUGAAGUGCCUGUUCAAUUCUUUCCUUCAACAUUAGGAAAAGGCAGUCAUUGUGCAAAGAUUACCUUCAAGUGUCCUCAGUUACAAAACUGGACCUUUCAUCUAUCAGGAAUAGGCUUGCUUCCCCUUAAGAUGGACCCCAUUAGUAUCAGCGCUUGUGUUAACUCUCAUGCAUCACUUAUUGUGCCUUUCAAGAACCCAACGGAUGAUCUUCUUCUGAUAGAUGUGGUGCUAACAGAUAAUAAACAAGUCACAUAUAAUCAAAGUCCUUCAGAUCUACAACAAUGUGUUAACAAACAGGCUGUUUUUUGCAUUCCCCUGAAACAAAGCAGAGAUAUAUUACUUCUGCCAAAAGGGAAAUUGGACAUUCCUUUGAUAUUUGCACCAGAUGACAUGACAUUUUAUGAGGGGCUGAUGGUGGUCCAAAUCAGGAAACAGGAUGGAAGUACUUGGCCUCCUUCUGUGCCAAAUAUAACAACUCAAGAAAUGAAAAGCUUUUGUAGAUCGGAGGGGGGUGAAAUUUCUGCUAUUCGAUGGCUGUAUCCGAUUUAUGGUAUCCCUGAAGCAUUGACAGCAACACUGUCCCCUGCUGUGAUCCAGUGCCAAGCUCGACAAAGAAUAGAAAAAACAAUAGAAAUUGUCCUGACUGGUGCAGUUCCUGGUUCUUCACAAACAGUAGCAAUGGAGACUGCAGCUACUGUUCAUACUUGUGAUCAUGAGGAGAUUCAGGAAAACAAUGGUCAGAACAUAGCUGAAUUUUUUUAUGAAAUUCUUUAUGAGACAGAGAAGGCAAGAGUUCAAAUGGAGUCUACAGUUGCAAUAAGCUUUGUGAAUAAGGAAUGGGACAUACAGACUGGUGUUGUCAUGCUGACCUUCAAUAUUGUUUUUGCACCUCCCAAACCAAUAAGCCAUCCAGCAAUGUUGAAGGUGCAAUCUGCUACAGGUGGAGUCUGGAAAUUCCCAUUGCUGUUUACUGCCACUGAGCCACAGGUAGACGACGUCAUCAAUAUUGAAACAAUUGGGCUGAAUAAAGAGUCUGUUGUUUGCUUUCGGCUUACAAGCCAAACAAGGGAUCCCAUACCAUUCACAGCACACUUCUUACCUUGCAGUGAUCCAGAAUUUGAGGUUUCACCUCAGACUGGAGAACUGCUUCCUCUUGGCUCAUCUGGGACUCUAAUUACUGUUGGAUUCACUCCACGAAUGUACAGCAAGAAAUACAAAGCUAGACUGCUCAUCCAGACUGCAGAUAUGCAAUGGAUGUACGAGAUCAAUAGUUUGGAUCCCCAGUAUAAUCCUCCUAAUGUUCAACAUGGUAAAACCAUCACAACAGGAUUCCGUCGCUGUGUUUCGGUACAACAACGCAACUUUAUUCGUGAAAAUCUCAAGGUGAAAGCAACUGCAGUGUCCUCUCCUCUUAAAGGUGCUCCUCUAGUCACAUUAAGCAAGAUAAGUAGAGCAAAGUAAAUAUAAAGUAAUUUACAUUUCAAUUGACUCUUAUUUGGCAAAUGUUUAAAUUUGGUAAGAACACUAAUUACUUUGUUCUGAUGUGCAAAUAAAAACUGAUAACUUUUAAAUGAUUUAGAUGGAAAAAUUAUCCUAUUUUCAUUAACAUCUAUAAACAUGUGUUUGUUGCAUGACUAUAUCUAAUGCAUUGUAUUUUUCCAAUAAUCCUUGUCAGUGUAACCAUGUCUAUUCAUGUCAUUUUGUUUGUACAAGAUGAAUUUUAUCUGCAUUCACAAUAUUAAAAAAAUUUUCUUUGAUCAUCCAAAUAGCUUGUCAACAACUGUAAUCUUUGGUACAUGAGUUAGAAUUAAUGUUCAUCAUUAAUAAUAAACUGAAAGAAAUAAUUAUUUGUCAGU